AUGAUGAAUAUCCUAAGUGGAAUGAUGGGAAUGGGAGGAGGAUUUGGGGGUCAUUACAGCUGCACAAUGAGGGCAUACUCAGCUGCAUUUUUUGAUGCAGACGCGGCCAAAGUCAAUGAGCUAAAUCACGGUGGAAAGAUUUUACUGCCAAAUUCGACGUUGGAUUAUCUCAUUCGUUAUAACGUGCCAUAUCCUAUGCUAUUUAAGGUGUCUUCUACCGGUGAAUCUCCUCGAGCUACAAAUUGUGGAGUGUUGGAGUUCUCUGCUCCUGAGGGGAAGUGCUAUCUUCCGCAAUGGGUUAUUCGUGUUGAUUCUGUGACUUUGCCUUCAGCUACUUACGCGAAACUGAAGCCGCAGUCGUUGGAAUUUCUGAACAUUAGUAAUCCAAGGGCUGUCUUAGAAGUUGAAUUGCGGAAGUUUGCUUGUUUAACGAAAAAUGACGUCAUUGCAGUUAUGGUAGGAUGUUUGCUUAUAUUUACUUUUGUAAAUUCAACCAUUUUUAAAGCACUUGCUCUUAUAAACCGAGGUUUAUAUACAUGUAAAAGCAAUGACAUCUUCGCUCCCCAUUUGCAGUACGCCGAUCAAGUACUCGAAUUCUUGGUGCAAGAAGUGAAACCCAGCAAUGCAGUGUGUAUCAUUGAAUGUGAUCUUAACCUGGAUUUUGAUGCUCCAGAAGGUUAUGUGGAAAAGCCCAAUCCUUUGCGGCAGCCGUCAACCUUUAAACCUCCUGCUCCUGCUAUGAAAUCUUUGCCCGUCGCCAAUGGUGCACAUUUCUCAGCAUUCUCUGGAACUGGGCAGCGCCUUGAUGGAAGGAAAAAACCUUCUUCGAACAGUUUGUGCAGUGAUCAGGGUGAAGAACUGCUCAACACUCUGACUUCUCUGCCUCCAGUUGUAUGCAUCGAAGACUACAAACCAGGGAAGUUGUCCUUUAUUCGCUAUGAUUACAAAUCACGAUUUGAGACGGAGCGUGAAAUGCAGGAAUCGAAGCAGUCUGCAGGGAAAAAGGCAGUGCCUUUUGAAGGUUCGAGUGCCACUAUAAGAAGGAGAUACUGA
Messenger RNA from Strongylus vulgaris, 1053 nucleotides. The record is from the annotation of a GenBank genome assembly. NCBI's taxonomy places the organism in Eukaryota, Metazoa, Nematoda, Chromadorea, Rhabditida, Strongylidae.